CCACCAUUAUCAGGAAUAUACAACAAGAAAUUAACAAGUAUGAAAGCAGCAGCAUUGAUCUUCUCUGUUGUGUUCCUCCUCCUCCUCCAUUCUCUCGUGGCAAUAACAGAGAGCCAUUGGAGUAGAAAGCCGGUCAGCGCAGUUUGUGCAUCCCAGAUCACUCUGGUCAACCAUGCCUGCUCUUUUCUGAUCAUCAACCCUAGCCCUCCGCCUGGUUCUGCCGGGGGGCAACACCGCCACCACCGCAGGCCACAUCACGGCCACCACCACCAUUCCCCAGAGGAAGAGAUUUGCUGCAGAUGGUUGAAGGAGGUGGAUGACCAGUGCGUUUGUGACAUGCUAGUCAGUUUGCCUCCUUUUCUUGCUAGGCCUCUGCACCAGUUCACUGUCCAGGUGGGUGAUUCUUGCUUCCAGACCUACCGGUGUGGUACUCCCAUGAUAAGGAUGGAUUAAGUAUACUAUAUUAAGAAGUCAUUGAAAUUUGUAUACGUGCAUGCAUAUAUGUGGUUUGCAUGUGUCUGCAACUGAUCAUAAUUGCAAAGAAAAUUCCAAGGCCAUCUUUGUGGUUUCCAGUUAACUAAAUACUUGGAUGGUUUGAAUGUAUGUAACAGAGUUAUCAUAUAUAGUAAUUAAUACACACAUUUUAAUUUGUCUCACCGGUAGCGCAGUAGAGAAAUGAGACGAGUCUUGAAUUUUAUUUCACGGAUUUUCAAUGAC
Messenger RNA from Cuscuta epithymum, 717 nucleotides. The record is from the annotation of a GenBank genome assembly. Lineage: Eukaryota; Viridiplantae; Streptophyta; Magnoliopsida; Solanales; Convolvulaceae.